Opisthorchis viverrini is the source of this 2587-nucleotide messenger RNA. RefSeq lists its product as hypothetical. The coding region runs from base 1 to 2406 and encodes 801 amino acids. The record is from RefSeq and is a predicted model, not a curated record. Gene Ontology annotation, biological process: regulation of alternative mRNA splicing, via spliceosome. The transcript has 2 exons. Gene Ontology annotation, cellular component: nucleus. NCBI's taxonomy places the organism in Eukaryota, Metazoa, Platyhelminthes, Trematoda, Opisthorchiida, Opisthorchiidae. Gene Ontology annotation, molecular function: mRNA binding.
AUGCAAUUCUGGGUUUGUUUUACUGAGCCAGAUAAGCUGCGGCAUUUUAACCCGCGCCACAGUACUCAGCCUUGUAACUGGCGCCCGUCCUCGCGGUCCCUAUAUGGUUCACUAGUGGAAAUGAAGCGGCACGCAUAUGUGAGCCAAAUUUCUGGCCGAAAGUCUGGCCACUCGAGGGUUCAUGCGGACGGCAGUUUAACGGAAUCAUAUAAAGAUGCAACUCAAAAUGCUUCUCAGCGUCCGCGGAAAUCUUUGCUUAAUCGCCCAUCUCCAGACAAUGGGCACUCACAACGUGAUUCAAGAAAAAACAGAACUCCUGGACGAAAUGCCGCCCCCCAGUUCUCGUUCGCGGGACGUGGAGACAAUGCAAUCAGCAAAUAUGCGGAGGCUCUGGCGGACUCUUCACGACGAUCGUUUACUAACCCACUUGGUGGAGUUGAUCCUGUACUUGCAGCUGCCGCUGCCGCUGCAGUCAUGAAUGCUGGUCUCAUUCCUCAAGCAGGUGCUGGCGGGCUGGCAAAUUUCAGCUCUGGCGGAAAUUCUUCUAAUUCCGCUGCGGCUGUCGCGGCAGUUGCAGCUGCAGCGAUGAAUGCCGCAGCAAUGGCUGCAGCUUUGGGCGUGGGCAACACAUCUAGCAAACAAGCAUCUCAACCAAGGAAACCUUCCAAUGCACCGCGUCUUUCUAACCGUCGUUCGGUAGAGUCCUCCAACGUAAGCGGUGCGCGCACAAAGCGUUUUGCAAACAGCCGUAAUUCUCGUGACUUACAUUCUAUCUCGGAAAGAGAGAGGGACGCCUCUCCAAAUCAGGGGCGCUUCCCUCACCAUCUAGAUCAUCGUAACCCCGAGGAUGAUCCCACUGCUACCAGAACCCUGUUUGUCGGUAACCUGAUGCCGGAGAUUACAGAGGAAGACUUACGCAGUCUGUUUGAAAGGUACGGUUUUAUCGAGGAUAUCGAUAUCAAACGCCGUGACCCAGGUUCCGGCAUUAACGCGUACGCGUUUAUCCGUUACGUUAACUUGGAUAUGGCUCAUCGAGCAAAGGUGGAUAUGUCUGGUCAGUUGAUUGGUCAGUUCACAUGCAAAAUCGGUUAUGGAAAGGUGGUACCCACUCGUUGCCUGUGGAUAGGUGGAUUAGGACCAUGGAUCACCUACCCCGAGUUUGCAAACUUACUGGAAGAAUUUGGACCAACAGAGAAAAUUAUAUGGCCAUCUGGAAAAAACUACGCGCAUGUGCUUUUUCACAGCGUCGAGUUAGCAAUUACUGCUGCUGAUGCACUUCGUGGAUAUCCUCUCGGUGGUGUUGCUAGAAGAAUACGUGUUGAUUUUACAGACGAGGCUCAUAUGAUCCGGGAUCCAUUGAAACGCCGUCGCCUAAAUGACUCUGCUUCACUGAUAGACGUUGGUCCUCUGGGACACAGGGGUCAAUUUCACUCCCGAAUGGAUAGAGAGGAUGAUCCUAGACCCGUUGAGCGUAGUCGAGGUAAACGUGAAUACACUGCUGACAGUGAUGAAGUCCGAGACAAGUCUGCUCUCUUUUCUUCACUCGUGAAAGCCGAUUCGUUAAAGAAAACCGCGCGAUCCAGCCGUGAUUUGUUGGUUGCAAAACGCAGAGCUCGUGCUACGACUCCCGAUGAAGAUUCAGAGCGUCCAAUUAACUCAAAAGCUCCCAGAUCCCCUAGGCAUUCUCAUUUAGAUCGUUUGACUCUUUCAAGUAAACCCGUGUCUCCACAAACUGCCACAAACAUAGAGCAGCUUGCUUCCUGCCUUCAAACUGCUUGGGAUGGAGUAUUUUUCCUCAAAUCGAGUAGUUUUCCAUGCCGAAUGCACAUACUUCGUGGCGAUAAGAGUCUGGUUGACCAGUUCAUGUCCUCCCGAGCUCAGUCAUUUUCCAAAAGGGAUUCGAGUUUGUCUCACUCAGGAAACUCAGCAGCAAUCUUCCCUGGGAUGUCUGGCAGCACUUCUGGUGGUAAUGAAAAAUCAGCCAACGAAUCUGGUGCUUCAGUGUGUUUGCGCAUUACGCAGCGCAUGAAAUUAGAUCCAGUCAAAUUGGAGGAUGUAAACCAGCGAAUCAACACGGCCGGAAAUUCGGGAUUCUGUGUAUUGUUGGCUGUCCCUUCACCGGGUUCUACUCCCACUGACCCGACGGAUAAACAACCCCAACGCCCACUUCGCAACCUGAUAUCCUACCUGCGCACGAAAGAUUCCGCCGGUGUUGUUUUACUAAACCCGCUAUGCGUCGGUCCGGGUAGUAAUGAUCCACAGUCGGUGACUGGGGUCCUCCACGCAUUUCCACCCUGUGAUUUCGCAUUUGAGUUGCUCAAGGAGCGUGCAGUUUGUCUGCAGAAGGAGUACACCAGAGAUGAUCAUCUUGUUGUUCUCCUAAUUCGCAGCACUGGCACAAUGUGAUUUCAUCGGCGGACUAUUAGUAUCAUCAUUCUCAUUCCAGUUAUCGUUUUCACUUACCGUCGUGUUUGUCCAAUAUCGAUAACCCAUUUUUGAACCUGACUCUCAUUAUCUGAGCAUUUACUUGACACUACUUCGUGCGCCUAUUGAAGUGAAAUACGAUAGAACCAUAUCUCAAUUGAUC